AUGGCUAAGCCCAUCGUCAUCACCCUCAAAAACACCGCCCGUGAUGCCUCCGAUGGCCGCGAUGGCCGCGAUGGCCGCGCCUCGCGUUCGCGGUCGCCGCGCCCGGGCGUCAUGGACUUGGCGGCGCUGGAGGGGCACGUGACGAAGUUCCAAGAGGAACUGAACGCCUGGAUCCAGCAGGAGACGGAGAAGUUAGGGCAGUUGCAGCAGCAUGGCCAGGAGCUGCAGGGACGGCUUCAGGCAAAGUGUCAAGAGGUGCGGCAGUUUCUGGAGCAGCACGGCCAUAGCUUGGAUGACGACGAGGGUCUUGCCAACCUGGUGCCCAUCUUGAUCAAGAUGCUAGAAGAGGACCGAAGCGCCUUCGGGGCUCUGUCGGCCACCCUGGAAGACUUGGCCAAGCGCCAUGGAGUGCCGUUGGAGAAGAAGCAACCGCUGGACCUCUUGAAGGCACUUCUACGGCGGCAGCCCGAAGACAAGUCGGACGACGAGAGCUACAGCUAUAGCGCCCGAGCUGCUGGUGCCCUGGAGAAGGUGAUGACUCCCCCGGGCGGCCAUAGGCCGAAGGCACCCCAUGCUUACCCUCCGCCGGAAGAAGAGGCCACCAGCACCGCCACUGCUAUGGUGGUCUCGGAGGUGAAGGAGAUUGCCAGGCAAGUACGGGAAGAGCUGGGGCGCUUCCAUGGCGAGGUCAGCACCCAACUGCAGGACUUGAAGGUGCUGUCCAGCGAAAUGCGAAGAGACGUUGAGGAACUGCGAAGCCAAGUGAACGACAAGAAAUCUACCGCGUUCGGCACCUCCACUGUGACGACCAUCAAGCCAGAUGACCCUUUAGCUGACGUUGCCGGUGGCUCCUUGGUGGAGCUAGAAAGGAAGAUUCGGGACCGCAACGAUCGCAUCAGGCGGGAGAAUGCGGCGAUGCGGGAAGAGAAUAACAAGUUGAAGAUGAUGGGCCCCAAGGCGGAUUGA
This is a messenger RNA of Cladocopium goreaui, 966 nucleotides long. The record is from the annotation of a GenBank genome assembly. Lineage: Eukaryota; Dinophyceae; Suessiales; Symbiodiniaceae.